This is a messenger RNA of Nymphalis io (European peacock), 4441 nucleotides long. RefSeq names its product zinc finger protein 546-like. Lineage: Eukaryota; Metazoa; Arthropoda; Insecta; Lepidoptera; Nymphalidae. Bases 99 to 4082 code for a protein of 1327 amino acids. Gene Ontology annotation, molecular function: zinc ion binding; DNA-binding transcription factor activity, RNA polymerase II-specific; RNA polymerase II transcription regulatory region sequence-specific DNA binding. The record is from RefSeq and is a predicted model, not a curated record. Gene Ontology annotation, biological process: regulation of transcription by RNA polymerase II. The transcript has 5 exons. Gene Ontology annotation, cellular component: nucleus.
UUUUAUAUUUCGCUUGUCCUGCCGAAUUGGUUACCGCAUGUGUAAUUUCUCACGAAUUAUAUUGGAAACUGAAAAAUUAAGAAACCAAUUUGAGUGAAAUGAAUUCAACCACAAUGUCACGUCAAGUGGAUGUAAAGGCCCUGGUAUCACAUGUAGUUCGCGGUGACGGUGUAAAUAGGUGCCGAAUAUGUAUGGGGGAUACAACAGAAGGACAAGUACACUUAAGCGACACGGUUAUAAUGGAUGGUGAAAAACCUGUAACGCUUUCUGAACUUCUGGAGACUGUUACUGGAAUCCAGAUGCAGCUGGAUACAGAUGGAGACCUGCCAGCGGGAAUAUGUCCAGAAUGCUCAAAAUGUGCAUUAAAUGCCGCCGAAUUCAGAACACUGUGUCACCAUGCAAUCAAGCAAUGGGACUUAACUAUUCAGCUCUUACAGAAUUUACCGGGACAAUGUAAUGAUAAAAUCAAAACAAUGUUUGCCAUAAUUGAUCAAAGUCAAAUGAUUAUCAUUAAUGAUGAUAUGUCAGAAGAUUCAUUCGGUACAAAUUCAGCUGCUCAAAGGUUAACUGCGCAUGUUAAACCUAAAACGAUUGUGAAUAAAAAAGAUAAUAAUUUAUCAUUUUGCAAAUGUCCGAACUGUGGAAAGGAAUUUCAGUAUAGCCAUCAAUUAAGUCACCACUUGAAAGAAUCAACAGAUAUGAAACGGGCAUGCCAUAUUUGCUCGGAAAUCAUGUUACGUAAUGAUUUGGUAUCGCACAUGUUAGAUGUACAUAAAAAGAAUCCUUAUGAUUGCAAAAAAUGUCCAGCACUGCUAUAUUCUCAUAAUCAAUAUAUUAGACAUUUAACGAAGGCACACACUCGUGGUGCGUGUACAUGUAUUGAAUGUGGACGGAAUUUUCAAUCGUCGAAUGCAUAUCAUGCGCACGUCUCUGUACACAGACCAAAAAGUUGUCCGAGUUGUGACAAGAUGUUCCGCAAUCAAACAUGCUAUGUGCACCACGUGAAGGAAUGUUGCAAUUUAGAUAAAAAUAGAGAAGACACACAUCACACAAAGAAUAAAGUUACAGUAGAUGUAAUGAAUGAAAACAGCAAGAAAAAUAUUAAAGUAGGUCUCCGCGGGAGUGCGGCUAAGGAAUGCAUAUGUGAUCACUGCGGGAAGAAGUUUGCUGGCAAAAAGUUUGUAGCUGCACAUAUACAAAUAGUUCACAUGAAGAACACGCAUCGACCUUGUGUGUACUGUGGGAAGUUCCUGGCGGCAGCGCAUAUGACACAGCAUGUUAAGAAACACGAAACAGACCCAUCGUACACAUGUCAGCAUUGUAGUAUUGUUCUCAAGACUCGACUAGGAUAUAUUCAACAUUUGCGCCUCCACACUGGAGAGAGACCGUACGCGUGUGAUACUUGCGGAGAAUCGUUUUCUGCUUCGUCCAGACGAUCGGAACACAUACGUAAAGUACAUAAAAGCUCAGGUAUAAUAUUGAAGCAAGCUUGUCAUUUGUGUCCAGCGAAAUUUCGGCUGCCUUACAGAUUGAAGAAGCAUUUAAAAGCGGUUCAUAACGACGAAGGCGACAGCUCAUUAUCGCAAUACGAAUGUAAAGUUUGUCAUGAUAAAUUCGGUUCGUACCGUGGACUGUUACAUCAUAGUAGGAAACACCAGACCAUAACAAUACCAAACCCAUCGGUCAUGUUCAAAGUGUACAGUGAUGUCGAGGAGGAAAUCGAACUACCCGCGGGCCUGUGCUGCAACUGCACGAACAGCGCCAUCUCUGGGUGGCAGUUCAGACAGCUAUGUCUCGAAUCGAACAGAAAUUGGAUGAAAACAACACUAUUACUGUCUAAAACGAAAAUUCAGCCAACAAACAAAGAUAAAACCAUUUUCAUAGGCUUUAACACUUUGAUAAGAGACAACAUUGAAAAUAAACACACAACAGAUGCUGUGGAUAGACUUAAUACACUCAUCGGUUCAAAGAAAAAAACUAGAUCUAAAUACAAAAAAAAUGAUAUAAGUAACAUUUAUAUGUGUAAGGAUUGUGGCAAAGAUUUCACGGUUCCGUAUUUCUUGAACCGUCAUUUACUGAGUACGAAAAAACGCGCUUGCACUCUCUGCGGUAAGAUUUUGCCGAGGGAACGUUUGGCUAGACAUUUGAACAGAGUUCACGCUAAGUUUGUACUGAAUUGCGAUAUCUGCGAGAAAUUAUUCGAUGAACAACUCGAAUUGGAAAAACACAAGAUAUUAUUACACGGCGAUGGCUCAUAUCAAUGUAAAACGUGUAAGAAUGGAUUCAAAAACGAGAGAUCUCUCCGUGCACAUAUGUACACGCACACGCUAUUCAAUUGCUCGUCCUGUAACGCUAGUUUUGAAAAUAGAAAAUGUUACACGCACCACAGAAAAAUCUGCGACGGCUCUAAACACACAACGGAAGGUAUAUAUGAAUGCGACGAAUGUGGUAAUAUAUACACGAAGAAGCCAUCGUUGAAGGUUCACAUCGUUCAGAAACAUUUGAACGUUCUGCCGUAUGUUUGUCAAAUAUGCGGGAAACGUAGUUCGACGAAAAAUCAUCACAAGGCUCAUGAACUAAUCCACAAAACAGAAAGAAAAGUCUACCAAUGUUUCUGCGGUGCGAAAAUGCUCACAGAACUCGGUUUCAAUAUGCACCAGAGAAUACAUUCUGGGGAAAAGCCUUACGAAUGCGGGGUAUGUGGUGACAGGUUCCUGUCGGCUUCUAGAAGGUUGGAUCACAUCAAGAGAAGACACAGGAGUAAGGAGAUGGCGCACGGUUGUGACCAAUGCGAGGCUAGGUUCCCGCAAGAGGAAUAUUUAUUCCCAAAGGGUUUUUGUUCUGAUUGCACGAGGGUUGCGAUUGCCUCGUACGAGUUCAGAGUGUUUGUACGAAAGUCCGAAAAACUAUGGACAAACUGUAUAGAAUCGCUUCAAACUGUCCCAACUUUGAUCACAUCCCAAAAAUCGAUUUACGCUAUCGUACGUAAUAACUUACUAAUUCAUACGGUCAGUAACUUCGAGGGUAACGCAAAAGACUUGUUGAACCAUCUGACGAAUAGAUUCGUAGCGAGGAAGAUUUUAAUAGAGAGGAAGCCGAGGCACCCGAGACACCCCAGGACUGGACCGUCGUGUAGCUGCACGGAUUGUGGCAAAAGUUUCCUUAGUCCGUAUUAUUUAAACAUGCACUUGCGUAAUAGCGGUCAGAAAGAGGCGUGCUGGCUCUGUGGCGCGAUGGUGAUAAGAGGGAAGGAGAUGCACGAACAUAUGUCCAAAAUUCACAAGACCGACAUGUUUUUGUGUACCGAAUGCCCGAUGCUGUUCAAAAGUGAGCUGGAACGGAAGAGACACAUUAAGAAAUGUCAUGGACCGGGUGUACUGACGUGCGCUGAUUGCGGGAGAACGUUCCAGAGGCCCGGAUCGUUCGAAGUGCAUUCACAAAUGCACGCAGUGAGGACGUGCCGGGCUUGUGGCGCACAGUUCGCGAACCGUGGUUGUUACAGAGAACACAGGUCGAAAUGCGAACCGAACGCAAAACCAGACUUGAAAACGAUACCGAGAAAUAAAAGAUCGAACAUUCGAGAUCCCGCUACGUUCACUUGUGACUAUUGUAAUAAAACGUAUCAUUCACGUCCGCAGUUAAAAAACCACAUUCUAUGGAUACAUAUGGACAUAAGACCGCACCAGUGUCAAUGGUGCGGGAAGCGUUUCUACACUCCAGCGCGUUUAGCUGAACAUUCGGUUGUGCACACGCGCGUCAGGAAUUUCGAAUGCGAUAUUUGUGGCGCGAAAUUAGUAUCCAAAAUGGCGGCCGUGUACCAUAGAAGAAGGCAUACGGGCGAAAGGCCAUACGAGUGUCAGGAUUGCGGUGAAAAGUUUAUAUCGUCGUCUCGAAGAUCAGAACACGCGAAACGCAGGCACAACAGAGGUUCUCGUCUCCAAUGUACUGAGUGUCACGCGAGUUUUGUUAGGAACCAUGAAUUAAAGAAACAUAUGGAUAAAGUUCAUAAUCCAGAUAAUCACUUGUUGGUCAAAAUAAAAAAAGAAAAGUUUUUCCCAAUAGCGACAACUCAAAAACUUUGAAAAUUUUCCAUAGACAAUAAUUUGAAAUGGUGCUGUGUCAAUUUAGAAACUUUAAAAUAAUUAUAUUAUGUUCUUUCAAUAAAUUUGAUUCCGUAAUUUAUUCAAUUUUUUUACAAAAAUGUAUUAGGAACAAAUGAUGCUAAUUAAAUUAUUAGACUGGGUUCACUCGCGUUAAAAGUAACUGCUCCGCCCCUUGUGUUGCAGUCUGUCUUUCCUUUCUCAAUAAAUAUUAUAGGUAGUAGAUACAAAAAGUUGUUUUCAAAUCGAAUUUCAAACAAACAAACAUACUGUUCAGCUUAAUAUAAAAUUAUAUUCUGAAUACUAAUGCAUUUUUUUUAUUCCAGUAAAAAUUUUUGAUU